Molecule: messenger RNA, 1021 nt
Organism: Mesoplodon densirostris (Blainville's beaked whale)
Lineage: Eukaryota; Metazoa; Chordata; Mammalia; Artiodactyla; Ziphiidae
Exons: 7
Coding region: 1-930 (309 amino acids)
Source: RefSeq, a predicted model, not a curated record
AUGGCCGUUAACUAUGGAAAAAUUGUCAGCAGCAAGACAAUUGCUCUGGCUACUCAGGAAGUUAUAGACAGAAAGUUAGAAGCAAAGGUGGAUGCCUUAGAAGAAGCAAUUUUACACAUAGGGCAGGAAUUAACAGCGCUCAAAGCCGGAACACCCCUCCCCCGCUCCCACCCCUUCCCGCCCGCUUCACGAACUGGGGCUUCUCGGCUCGCCCUAGAAGCUCUGCGCUCUGGGGAGGCCGGAACCUCGCCUCUCCGCUUCCCCCUCUCGCCUGCCUGCCCCGCCCCCCGCCCCCGCGCCCAGCGCCGCGCCGGGUGCGCUGGAGAAGCUCAACACAUGUCAAUUGAAUUGAACUGCUGCGGGCGCAGGCUGUACGCCGCCGCCGAGCUCCUAUCAGCACGACGUUACCGAGUGGAAAUUUAUGGAGCGAACGGUGCGCUUUACGGUAAUUGCGGUCCUCCACCGGCCUUCUGGGUAGCGAGGGGAGUCUCCGCGCGCGGCUGGGAGAGCCGCCCCCGCCGCCCCCCAUCCCCUCGGCUCAGGAUCAACGGGCCGCCCGCGCCGCCGCCGCCGCCGCCCAAGUCGGUCUCUCGCUCGCCCAGGACGCGCGCCCGGGCGGGGUGUGCGCAGCCAACUCGGUCCAAGCGGGGGAGGGGAGGACAAGGGGCGAGGGGGACGCCACCCAAGUGGUCUGGGGUUCGGACCCAGAUAGGCGAAACGCGCCGGGAAUCGAUGACGGCUGGGGAAACUCGGGCAAACCUUUUUGGGGAAUCACCCCUCCGACACCCCACCGCCCAGGCGCUGCAACGGAGGGAAAUCGAGCAGAGCGAGGGGUUCCGACUCGGCCCGCCCGCCAGCCAGCCAGUCAGUUUCCUGAGUUCCUGGGAAGGCCUUGUUUCCCCAAAGGAACGAUUUCUGGUAGAAGUCUGAAGGUCUGACCCAAGAAAAAUAAUCCAGUAUAGCCAAUGAAUUGAGGACAAGAAGGUUUCCAAUCAGGUGUCAAACAAUUUUCUAAGUCCUU